Drosophila miranda is the source of this 788-nucleotide messenger RNA. RefSeq names its product heat shock protein beta-1. The coding region runs from base 1 to 582 and encodes 193 amino acids. The transcript is spliced from 5 exons. Gene Ontology annotation, biological process: response to heat; protein refolding. Lineage: Eukaryota; Metazoa; Arthropoda; Insecta; Diptera; Drosophilidae. The record is from RefSeq and is a predicted model, not a curated record. Gene Ontology annotation, molecular function: protein folding chaperone.
AUGGCCGAAGCCAAUAAGAGGAAUAUCCCCAUCAAACUGGGCGACUUCAGCGUCAUCGAUACGGAGUUUAGCAAUAUUCGGGAAAGAUUCGAUUCCGAGAUGCGCAAAAUGGAGGAGGAGAUGGCCAAGUUCCGCCACGAGCUGAUGAACCGGGAGGCAAACUUUUUCGAGUCCACAAGCUCUACCAAAAAAACUACAACAACAACCAGCUCAACGACAAACUCGGCGCUGCCAUCGCGAAUCCCCAAGCAACAGAACUACGUGUCCGACAUCAGUUCACCCUUGAUACAGGAUGAGGGCGACAACAAAGUGCUAAAGCUCCGCUUCGACGUCAGCCAGUAUGCGCCCGAGGAAAUUGUUGUGAAGACCGUUGACCAGAAGCUAUUGGUACAUGCCAAGCACGAAGAGAAGUCGGACACAAAGAGCGUAUACAGAGAAUAUAACCGUGAAUUUCUACUGCCCAAGGGCGUGAAUCCCGAGUCCAUCCGUUCGUCCCUCAGCAAGGACGGAGUGCUAACAGUGGAUGCGCCGUUGCCAGCCCUCACCGCCGGCGAGACAUUGAUUCCUAUUGCGCACAAGUAAAGGCCAUCAAACCAUCCCAUCCCAUCCAAUCCCAUACCACCUUCCGGCGCGAGAGAUGAAGGAUCAGAUCAGAUCGUCACGCCGAUAAUAUUGGAUUAUCCUAUCAAAAUGAUUAACUUUUUUGGUUCUGACUUAAAGCUAUAAUAUGAUACUGACUUACUACUCAUAAUUAACUUAAAUGUAAUGCAAAUUAUUAUUAAAUUUGA